Molecule: messenger RNA, 5423 nt
Organism: Cherax quadricarinatus
Lineage: Eukaryota; Metazoa; Arthropoda; Malacostraca; Decapoda; Parastacidae
Product: zinc finger protein 271-like
Biological process (GO): regulation of DNA-templated transcription
Molecular function (GO): RNA polymerase II cis-regulatory region sequence-specific DNA binding; DNA-binding transcription factor activity, RNA polymerase II-specific
Source: RefSeq, a predicted model, not a curated record
AGUACCUAGGAUAACCAAAAAAAGUCAUAGUGACUUAUUUCCAUUGGGGUCCUUUUAUAUUUACACUUAUAUUUACUUCUAUACUUACACUUUUAUAUUUACACUUACCUUGGAGGACAUGUUAGUUUAAUUAGUUAGUUUGAUGGAGGAGAUGCUGGCAUAGGUUUAGGUCGGUGAAAGAUACGUAGCAAGCCGGUGUAUGUUCAUUGGCCCGAUACACAUGCAACAACAUUGGAGAGUUACUUUCGUGUCGAUUUUCUAUCACUUACUCGCUUAACUUACUUGCUACACUGUUAAUUCUACACUUUAUCGCUGGCUGGCACUAUAGCCUUUAUCGAUACCUGCUGCUUUAGUAUCGUACAUAUCAUAGAAUCACUGAAUCACUGCAGAAGGCACAUUCUCCCCUCUCUCUUCUUCCUCCACUUGGGUACUUUGCUAUGAGUUUUUUCUUGAAAUUUAUUGUGUUUCUUUAUCACAGGGCUGGCACUAAAAGCUUUCUUUGGGUCCAUGGUGGCUUAUUUAGCAGUUACAAGCACUAAAAACAAUGGAAAAUACAAAAUAUAUCACAUGUAUGCGUGAAAUCAUCCUUCCUGGCUUGUAAACAAUGGCACACUACCUUGCACAUGGGCUCAUGCCCCAUGGACACGUUCGGGAUGAAUGUCCUUAACUGAGUUUUUCAUUGUUAGCCGAGCCAAUAUUUUGACGCAAAAACACAUCAGUAUCCGAUUUUAUCGCUAUCCGAUAGCAUCGUUAACUGAGAGCCCACUGUAUUUAGGAGUGGACGUGUCAGCAGAUAAGUCUAUGAAGGAUGAAGUGAAUCAUAGAAUUGAUGAGGGAAAAAGGGGUGAGUGGUGCACUUGGGAGUCUGUGGAGACAAAGAGGUUAAUGUAUGAGAGUAUAGUUAUACCAACACUCUCAUAUGGGUGUGAAGCAUAGGUGGUGAAUGUUGCAGUGAGGAGAAGGUUGGAGGCAGUGGAGAUGUCACGUCUGAGGGCAAUGUGUGAUGUGAAUUAGGAGGAGGUGCGGGAUUACCAAAAUUAUUAUCCAGAGGGUUGAGGAAGGGUUGCUGAGGUGGUUCGGACAUGUAGAGAGAAUGGAACGAAACAGAAUGACUUAGAGAGUGUAUAAAUCUGUAGUGGAGGGAAGGCGGGGUAAGGGUCAGUCGAAGAAAGGUUUAAGGGAGGGGUUAAAGGAGGUUUUGUGUGUGAGGGGCUUGGACUUCCAGCAAGCAUACAUGAGCGUAUUUGAUAGGAGUGAAUGGAGACAAAUGAUUUUUAAUACUUGACGUGCUAUUGGAGUGUGAGCAAAAUAACAUACAUGAAGGGAUUCAGGGAAACCAGCAGGCCGGACUUGAGUCCUGGAGAUGGGAAGUACAGUGUCUGCACUCUGAAGGAGAGGUGUUACUGUUUCAGUUUUAUAACUAUAGUGUAAAGUACCCCUCUAGCAAGACAGUGAUGGAGUGAAUGAUGAUGAAGGUUUUUCUUUUUCAGACCACCCUGCCUUGGUGGGAAUCAGCUGAUGUGUUAAUCAAAAAAAAAUUCUGGAAUAAAUAUGAUUUAUAGAUAACCUUUAUUGAAGUAAUAGUAUAAUUAUACAAUAUUUUAUAGUGCCAUGAGUCACAUCUCCACACGCCCUGGUGAACAUAGAGUUAUUGAGAGACCAUCACACCUUCUCCCUCUCGUAUAGCUCCACCCAUCCUUCAAGCCUUGGCUUGAAUAAUUAAAAGGCUCAUCAGCAUUCUUUUUUGUAUCUGAUUGUCAAACCAGAUUGCCAGUAAUUUCUCCAUUUCAUGAACAAGGCCUUUCCACUGCCUAGUUAUUAUGGCUUGAAAUCCUGUCAGUGCUUUCGCUACCUCUUUAUCUUUAUCUCUCAAGAUAGUGGGAAUGGCAGAAUGCACCAGCUUCAAGUCAUCAGCUAUCACUUGCACUUUCUUACCAGCUUCAUACUCAUUUAUAAUCCUCAUUUUCACCUCAAGAUUGAGAGUCUUCCUUUGUUUCUUGGCGCUUCUUUUAGGUGAAGUCAAGAUCUUCCUUUUUGCCGACAUCUUGUACUAUGGGAUGCACAGUAAAGUACAAAUUUGUACAAAUAUGUAGUCUUGGAGACAGUGAAAGCUAGUGUACUUAGCGGUUGUAGGAAGGAGACUGAGAUUCUUGAUGCUGAGACGCCGCACUGCCUGCUUCCAUAACCCAAGUCUUAUAUAGCAUAAAAUACAGACUUGUAGGAGAACCUGAAUGAUUAAACUCAGUGAACAAGUUGGUGUUUACAGUGUCAGUACUGUAGGAAACAUAUCAUGCUGACACCCAAUGUCAGUACACUGAAGAAAAUGGCAAAAGUUCUGAGAUCUACUACUCUCAGCAGUAAGUUUGAUGAAGCACCUACACUGUGUGAAGUACUGAGUACAACUACUACUGUCAGCAGCACAUUGAAUGAAUACUACACCGUGUGAAGUACUGAGUACAACUACUGUCAGCACUGUUUCAAUACUAUUGACUAUUUGUGUGUGUGCUCCAGUUGUCAGUAUUUGACUGUAUUGUUUGGAAAGUCUCCUAAUUUCUAACUUUCCCAUGGAAUUAAGGUAAAAUAUUGUACAAUUCACACAUUAUAUCUCACGUUUAAUUCUGUAAGAGUCCAUUCAAAGGAAUCCUAAUUCAUGACUGUUUUAAGUAACUAUUUUUAUAUUCUUUCCUUUUAUGAGACUAUUAUGGUAGUCAUAGUUUAACACCUUCUGGGAAAAUAUUGGUCAUAAUCUUACCCCUACUGUGAAAAUAUUAGUCAUAGUCUUUCCACUAACUGCUUUCAAAAACCUGAGUAUUUGUUAUUUUAUUUUAUUUCCUACAAAUAUUCCUGACAUAUUGUUGUGAUGUCUGAUUUGUUUUGUAGUAAAAUACAAGUGAAGACACUUCAUAAAUCAAGUUAAAUAUUUUUUAUGUCGAUAAUCAUGAAAAAGAGAACUUUAACAAGAAACAAUUUGUAGAUAUAAACUUUACCAAUUACAAUAAAUUUAUCAAUUUAUUAUAAAAAUUUAAUCAUUGCAGUCAUUCUAUGUAUAAUGAUAUAAAAAGUAAAUGUAUAUAAAUGAACUUAAUGUGUGAUGAAAUAAGAUUUGUAUUUUGUUAAUGGAAUGUUUAAAGUUACAUGAACUUCCCCAGCACCCACUUAAACAACUUACACUACCUAUGCUAAGACCCACUUAAAACAACUUACACAACCUACACUAACACCCAUUUAAACAAUGUGCCCCAGCAUCCACUUACACAACUUACAUUACCUGCACCAGCACCCACUUGAGCAACUUACACAUCCUACACUAGCGCCGAUUUAAACAACUUACACUAGCACUCACUUAAGCAACUUACACUACCUACACCAGCAUCUAUUUAAGCAACUUACACUACCUACACCAGCACCCACUUAAGCAACUUACAUUACCUACACCAGCACCCACUUUAGCAACUUAUACUACCUACACCAGCACCUACAUAAACAUAACUCCUCUAUCAGAACAAUAGACAAUUUUAAAACACUUUCUUAAUGUCUAUUUCAGUUUUUGUACUGAGUAAUUUUCAACUUUUUAGUUAAGCAGAAGAGAGCUCACAUAUUACUGAAUUCUAAUAUAUUAUUCAUUAAAAUUUAAGAAAAAAUGCAUUGUAGUAUUUAAUAGUGGAUACAAAUUUUGUGACUUAUUUUUUCACAUUAAUUUGUAUUGGUUACAAAAGUUCACAUGAAAAUAAUUUCCAAUCAGUUGUCAGUAUUUCUUUUUUUUUUCCUUUUUAGAAAGGUUUCAUUACUAACUAUUAUAUGUAAGAUAAUAGAAAGUACAGAAUGUGAGUCCAGUAAGUCUAUUGUUAUGUAAAGUAUAAUUGAGUCUGUUAUGUGAAAUAGUGUGUAACAUACAAGUAGUGUAAUAAUGUUGGUAGAAUUACCGGCAAUAUGUAAAGUAAAAGGACACAAGUACAAAGCCUGACAAAGCUCCUGGAGAGUGAAACAUUGCCACAAUAAAAUGUCACAUUAGUUGCACUUGUGUCCUUUUACUUUACAUACAAGUAGUGAUUUAUUUAGUGUUAAAAACUUUGUAAUAAAUAAAGGCAACAUGAAGGUAGUAAAGAAACUCCAUCAGUGUCCUGUUUGUGAAAAAGUAUUUCCAUCUAAUUCUAAACUGAUCAGACAUAGCAGUGCUCAUUCAGGAGAGAAGCCAUAUCAUUGUUCAAUGUGUCUGGAAUACUUUAGUGAUAAAUACACACUAAGAAAACAUCAGAGGAUUCAUUCAGGAGAGAGGCCAUAUCAUUGUUCAGUGUGUCUAAAAGACUUUUCUGAUAAUUCUUCCCUAAAAGUUCAUCAGAGAGUUCAUACAGGAGAGAAGCCAUAUCAGUGCUCAGUGUGUCUGAAAAGCUUUGGUGAUCAUACCUCAAUAAUUCAACAUGAGAGAGUUCAUACAGGAGAGAAGCCAUUUAAGUGUUCAGUGUGUCAUAAAGACUUUAGACAAAGGGGUCACCUGAAAUCACAUAUGAGAACUCAUACAGGAGAGAAGCCAUAUCAGUGCUCAGUGUGUACAAAAUUAUUUAAUGGAAGAAGUGCGCUGGUAAAACAUAUGCGUUAUCAUACAGGAGAGAGGCCAUAUCAGUGCUCAGUGUGUCUGAAAGACUUUAUACAAAGUGAUCACCUGAAAUCACAUAUGAGAACUCAUACGGGAGAGAAGCCAUAUCAGUGCUCAGUGUGUACAAAGUUAUUUAAAGGAAGAAGUGCGCUGGUAAAUCACAUGCGCUCUCAUACAGGAGAGAGGCCAUAUCAGUGUUCAGUGUGUACAAAACAAUUUUCAAUAAGAUGUUCUCUAGUGAAACACAUGAAGACUCACACGAAAGAAAAAACACACGAAUAUCCAGAGUGUCAGAAAGUUCUUUCAAGUGACUCUCUUUUAGUUAAGCACAUGACACUUCAUAAAGAACAUAAACCAUACAAGUGUUCAAAGUGCCAGAAAAGCUUCUCAGCAGAAAAAAGUUUAGUCAGACAUUUAAAAAGUCAUACAAGAGGAACACCAUACAAGUGUUCAGAGUGUCAGAAAGGCUUUUCAAGUCAAGAAAAUUUAUUACUGCAUAAAAAAAAUCAUGAGGGGGAGAAACCAUAUAGUUGCUCACUGUGCUUGCAAAACUUUACACAAAAAUUAGAAAUGGAAAAUCACUUGAGAUGUCACAGCAUAGAACAAACAUAUCAGUGUUCAAGGUGUCUGGAAAGUUUUUCCCAUAAAACUAACCUAGUAAAUCAUAUGAUAGCUCAUAUAUAAGAGAGAAUGUGUAGCAGUGUGAAGCAUUUUAAAAACUUUUUAAGGAAAUCUUUUCUGUAAAACAUCAUAUGACUCUGGUCACUUUAUCAGGAAAAUCCAAGUGAAAUUGAUGCUCUUUAUUAGAAAUAAAACACUUAAAAGUAAA